AUGUCAGACGAAGAAGUUACCCAUACCGCCAAAGGGCACGGGUAUAAACAUCAAUCUCGAUACCCUCUCACAGAAGCUAUGACAGGUGAUAAACCCAUCACUUCUCAUGCGGAAGGAACCAAUAUAGACUCUACCACCUCUGGUCAACAACCUAUAAACCCACUAGGUCCAAACGAAAAACAAUCCCAUCUCGAUAAUCACAAUCAUCGGAAUUCCAUCGAUGGUACUUUUGUCGAUUCAGAAGGUAUUCAAAGGAAAACAUCACGUAAAGUCGAAUUGAUAAAAAAUACAAAUGCCAAACUCGCCAAUCCAUUAGGAGAUCUUACCGAUGAAGAAGCAAUGAAUAAUGCUGGUGCAUUUGCACAAGCGAACAAUUUACCAGUUGAAACAUUUAAGAAAGGUGGUAUAUUAGCAAAACGUCCAAAUCAUUUCGAACAUAUGAAAAUUUUGAAUGAAGAUGAUAAAGAAGCUUUAAGAAGGGAAAUAACUCAUCCUUAUUCACAACCUUUCAUCUUGUACAACUUGGUCGUCGCUUGUUCAGUAGCUGCAGCUGUACAAGGAAUGGAUGAGAGUGUCAUAUCUGGUGCUCAGUUAUUUUUUCCAGGUCAAUUUGGUAUAGAUUCAAGUGUGACUGGUAGAUCUAGGGAUUCUUGGUUGGAAGGUUUGAUAAAUGGUGCACCUUAUUUGUGUUGCGCUACUAUUGGUUGUUGGUUGACGGAUCCAUUGAAUCAUUAUCUUGGUCGCCGUGGUACUAUCUUCGUCACCGCCCUCAUAUCCUUCCUCACUUGUAUCUGGUCGGCAUGCACCAACACAUGGUGGCAUCUCUUCAUCGCCAGGUUCUUCCUUGGUCUUGGAAUCGGACCUAAAUCAGCCACGGUGCCGGUGUUCGCUGCUGAGUGUACCCCUGCCAAGAUCCGAGGUGGAUUGGUCAUGCAAUGGCAAAUGUGGACGGCGUUCGGAAUCAUGUUGGGAUACGUUGCCGAUCUCAUCUUCUUCCACGUCCCUAACAAGCCACAUAUCACUGGACUCAACUGGCGAUUAAUGCUGGCAUCUGCAGGGUUCCCCGCCCUCAUCGUCAUGUCACAACUUCCCUUCCUCCCCGAAUCGCCACGUUGGCUCAUGUCCAAAGGUCGAUACGAGAAAGCCUACGCUAGUAUGCUCAGGCUCCGUGGUCAUCCCGUCAUCGCCGCUAGAGAUCUGUACUACAUUUUCGUUUUGUUAGAAGAAGAAGCUGCCAUUGUGAGAGGCAGGAACAGACUUUGGGAAUUGUUCAGUAUCGGUAGGAACAGACGUGCGGCUAUCGGAUCCUGUUUGGUCAUGUUUGCUCAACAAUUCUGUGGUGUCAAUGCUAUCGUCUAUUACACCGCUACCAUCUUUGUUCAGUCUGGUUUCUCUCAAACCUCUGCUUUGUUGGCUGCUUUCGGAUUCGGUCUGAUCAACUGGAUUUUCGCAAUCCCGGCCAUCUACACCAUUGACAGAUUCGGUCGUCGUCCUUUGCUGCUGUUCACUUUCCCUUGCAUGUCCAUCAUGUUGCUGUUCACUGGAUUCUGCUUCUGGAUUCCCAUGGGUCAUGCGAGGACCGGAUUGAUUGCUCUCGGGAUUUACUUGUACGGUAUCUUCUACAGUCCGGGAGAAGGGCCAGUGCCAUUCACCUACUCGGCAGAGGUUUACCCAUUGUAUAUCCGUGACCUCGGCAUGUCCCUCGCCACGGCUACGUGUUGGCUGUUCAACUUUAUCGUCGGACUCACAUUCCCUUCCCUCUUAAAGGCUUUCAAACCUCAAGGAGCGUUCGGUUGGUACGCCGCAUGGUGUGCCGUCUUAACGGUUCUGAUCCUGCUGUUUUUACCGGAAUCAAAAGGAUUUACUUUAGAAGAAUUGGAUCAAGUCUUUUCCGUCCCUACCUCGACUCACGCUCAUUAUCAAAUAUACAACCUCGGUUGGCAUUUCCGUCACUACAUUCUUCGUUCUAAAGAACCUCACAAGCCAUUGUACACAUUCGACGAUGAUUCUGUCCCUGGGAUAGAUGAGAAAGAAGCGGAUCAAAAGGCCAGGGCGACUUACGGUGGUGGAGCAGGUAUGAAGGUAGGAGGUGGUGUGCCUGUAGCAAGUGCCAUUGCUUAGUCUCUUGUCGAUCUUUUGCCGUGUUGAUUGCGAAUAUCGAGUGUACGCGAGUGAUUUCUUUUUCUGUUUUUGCUCGGAGUGGAUCUUUGGAUGUGAAGAUGUGAAGGGUGGAAGUGAAUAAACAUAUUUGAUAAGAGUUGGUAAGAUGUUGGGAAUAGAGUUGGAGGUUUGAAAGUUUUCAAAUUUGUAGCAUACUCUGAUAGGUAUCUGAGAAUUGAUAAAGAGAAAGAAGAAAGAAGUAAAGAUGCAUGAAGUGUAUGAUUAAU
Tremella mesenterica DSM 1558 is the source of this 2387-nucleotide messenger RNA. RefSeq lists its product as uncharacterized. NCBI's taxonomy places the organism in Eukaryota, Fungi, Basidiomycota, Tremellomycetes, Tremellales, Tremellaceae. The record is from RefSeq and is a predicted model, not a curated record. Gene Ontology annotation, cellular component: membrane. The transcript has 7 exons. Gene Ontology annotation, molecular function: myo-inositol:proton symporter activity. Bases 1 to 2121 code for a protein of 706 amino acids. Gene Ontology annotation, biological process: transmembrane transport.